This is a messenger RNA of Trichoplax adhaerens, 564 nucleotides long. RefSeq lists its product as uncharacterized. The coding region runs from base 1 to 564 and encodes 187 amino acids. NCBI's taxonomy places the organism in Eukaryota, Metazoa, Placozoa, Uniplacotomia, Trichoplacea, Trichoplacidae. The record is from RefSeq and is a predicted model, not a curated record. The transcript has 4 exons.
AUGAACAAAUUUCAUGGCGCCCUACUGAUCCUCAGUAGCUUCCAACUCAUUUCGUAUACUUUGGCUAGUGAAUUUCCUGCAGGCGGAAUCGAUCUUUCUAUCACCGUUCAACUUAAUGUACCCAAGAUCAAUUUUAUAAAGAUUUCCAGUAAUGCUACACUUAAUGAUGGUAAAGUAAUCUUUGAUGGAUUUCCAAUCAAGCCCAAUCACGUUGCCGCAUUGCAUUCAAAUAAAGAUGUCGUGGUUAAUCCAAACUCAGGAUAUUAUACUAUCCGAUCGGUUAAAACAGAAGUGAGAGUUUUACUUCGUGUCUUAAAAUGCGUGAAUGGCAUUAAUGAUGUCUACAUUAUUGAAGAAGAAGUUUCUAAGCUCGAUAACAGACCGGUUAAACAACUCAAGGUUGCAGUAAUUAAAAUACUUACAGAAUGUGACGGAAAAUUCGUAGGUUACCUAACGGAUUAUUGCAAUCAUUUAGAAAGCGCAAUUCAUCGUAGGAAUCACAGUGAUGAUGAACAUCAUCAUUUGUCAGUAGAAGAGCAGUCUAGUACUGAAUUACCACAAUAA